AACCCCGCCCCAUCUGAUCCGGGCCGACUCGUUAGCAAAAGACUCUUAAGCUGGGAAUGUACAUACCUUAGGUAGGUAUUUAUUUUUUGGGGGCGUCUGAUCGGCCAACGUUAAUACCUCUUGAAGCUCAUCUGCCUUAGGUACGAAUCAUAUUAUUCAACAUGUCGGGUUGGUCAUCACGAUUCGAAUAUGCCCCCUUGACAGGAACAACACUCGUUAUUUUAGUUACCACUCUGUCCUUCGUCUGGCGCGUCUCCCGGGAUAUUACUCGUAGUAGACAGAGUAGCAUUUGCCCAACUGAAGAGCGGGUUCUGAUUAUAGGGGCAUCAAGCGGGCUUGGGCGCGCCGUGGCUAAACAAUAUGCAGUUCGCGGUGCUCGUGUGUGCCUUGUUGCACGGCGCGAAGAACCGCUCUCGAAACUAGCCCAGGAGUGCGGAGAGAAGUGCUUCUGGGUUGUCGCCGACUUCAGCGAUGUACAAGAUAUGGUGCGAGUAAGAGAGAAAGUAAUUGCGGAAUGGAGUGGUUUGGAUUCCCUUCACGUAUGUGCUGGAGUCUCUGCUGUGCAGCCUGUCAUGAGUCUGGCCAACGUAAAGCCAGGGGAGGAAAACGACGCGAACAGUACCGACAUACAGAAGGCUUUGGAUAUUGCUACUCGAACCACCCAGGGAAAUGUCUACGGGCCCUUUGUUGCAGCGGUGACCUUUAUCCCCUUGAUAACGCGUACCUCAACUUCUCCAUCUAUUCUGUUGGCCUCAUCGGUCGCCGCAGUGAUCCCAGCACCGACACGGGCACUUUAUGCUGCUACAAAAGCCUCAUCACUGCUAUUAUUUCAAUCGCUCGCUAUUGAGCAUCCGAAGAUUACUUUCACUUUCAUCCUGCCGGCGACUAUCGAAGGCAACUUCCGCGCCUCUGCCGUCGAUGCAGACCCAGCGACCAUUAACGCGGGUCCAAACCAGCGCGGUCUCAAAGUAGAUUACGUGGCGAAGAGAUGCAUCGACGCGAUGGAUAGACAAGUGAGAGGCAAUGUAGUUGUGCCCUGGUUCCCGUAUGGGAUUGCGCAGUACUUGUACAAUCUUUGGCCUUCGCUCAUUGAGAAACAAGCGAGGAAGAAGUACAAUUUUUAGAGGUUUCCAAGUUACGACAGAAACUUCAAUUUUUUAAUGCUAUUAUUGAAUUAUUAUCGAAUUGUUAUAUCGAAGAUACCUGAUUAAACAGAUACGUAUCCACUACCGGA
Daldinia vernicosa is the source of this 1234-nucleotide messenger RNA. Its product is annotated as NAD(P)-binding protein. The coding region runs from base 162 to 1124 and encodes 320 amino acids. Gene Ontology annotation, cellular component: membrane. Lineage: Eukaryota; Fungi; Ascomycota; Sordariomycetes; Xylariales; Hypoxylaceae. The transcript has a single exon. Gene Ontology annotation, molecular function: oxidoreductase activity. The record is from RefSeq and is a predicted model, not a curated record.